This is a messenger RNA of Lampris incognitus (smalleye Pacific opah), 2469 nucleotides long. Its product is annotated as protocadherin gamma-C5-like. Gene Ontology annotation, biological process: homophilic cell-cell adhesion. The transcript has a single exon. The coding region runs from base 1 to 2469 and encodes 822 amino acids. Gene Ontology annotation, molecular function: calcium ion binding. NCBI's taxonomy places the organism in Eukaryota, Metazoa, Chordata, Actinopteri, Lampriformes, Lampridae. Gene Ontology annotation, cellular component: plasma membrane. The record is from RefSeq and is a predicted model, not a curated record.
AUGACAAAGAGAACGGGGUGCCGCGACUGGAGACGGCAGACUCUUAGGUGGCAAUUUUUCUUUCUGUUAUGGAGUACAAUAGACGGACAGACCCGGUACACCAUCCCGGAGGAACUAAAGCAGGGCUCCGUGGUAGGAAAUCUAGCCAAAGAUGUGGGUUUGGGUCUAUCGGAGAUGUAUGAGCGUAACCUGCGCGUCGCCUCCGAGGCGGGUAAGCAGUAUUUCAGCGUGGAUGCGGGGAAGGGCGAGCUGGUGGUGAACGAGAGGAUAGACAGAGAGGCUUUAUGCGGACAAAGCGCCAGCUGCGUGCUACCUCUGCAGGUCGUGAUCGAGAACCCGCUGCAGCUGCACCGGAUAGAAGUGGAAAUACAAGACAUCAACGACAACCCUCCGAGUUUUCUCACGAAAGAGCGGAAUCUGAAAAUUGCAGAAUUGACAGCGGCGGGUGCGCGCUAUCCGCUAGAAAUGGCGCAGGACCUCGACGUGGGCGUCAAUUCGCUCAAGUCCUACACCCUGAGUAAAGACGAGUGUUUCAGUUUGAAGAUGAAGGAAUUAGCCGAUGACAGAAAAGUGCCGGAACUCGUACUGGAGAAGCCGCUAGACCGGGAGAGGCAGGGUGUGCACCGCUUAUUGUUAACCGCUCUGGACGGAGGCAAUCCGGUCCGAUCAGGAACGUCGAAAAUCACCGUGACCGUCCUGGACAACAACGACAACGUCCCCGUUUUUAAAAAGACGUUAUACACGGCCACUGUUGAUGAAAACAGUGCAAGUGGGUUUCCGCUGAUUAAAGUUGAGGCGACGGACGCAGACGAGGGUCCUAACGGAGAGAUUGAAUACGCGUUUGCCGAGCAUACGCCGGAGUCGGUCUUCUCAACUUUGCAGAUAAACUCGGCGACGGGAGAAAUGGUCUUAUUAGGAGGGCUAGAUUAUGAAAAAAGCGCGACGUAUGAAAUAGAUAUUACCGGAAGGGAUAAGGGGAUUCCCCAAAUGGAGGGUCACUGUCGAGUGCAGGUAAAGGUUUUAGAUAUAAAUGACAAUGCCCCGGAAAUUGUUCUCACUUCCAAACCCAGCUCGAUACGCGAGGACUCGCCGAGUGGAACCGUGGUUGCCUUGCUCAGUGCCCGGGACCUUGACUCGGGAGAAAACGGUAAAGUGACAUUAUUACUUCCCAAGGGGUUUCCUUUUACUUUCAAACCCUCAUUUUCUAAUAAUUACGCUCUGGUCACCAGUGGUAGUUUGGACCGGGAGAGUUCCCCGGAGUAUAAUAUUGACAUAACAGCCAUUGAUGCUGGCUCACCUCCCCUAACCAGUAGGAAAACUAUUCCUGUCACCAUCAUUGAUGUGAAUGACAACCCUCCUGUAUUCUCUAAGCCCUGCUAUAAUGUCUAUAUAAAAGAGAAUACGCUACCAGGCUCAAUACUUUACUCGGUAUCCGCAUCUGAUCUGGAUUUUGGUGACAACGCCAAGAUCUCCUACUCCAUCCUGGACUCUAAAGUACAGGACGUGUCUGUGUCUUCCUAUGUUUACAUCAACUCUGACAAUGGCAGCAUCUACAGCAUGCACUCGUUUGAUUAUGAGAAACUGAAGGUGUUUCAGAUCCAGGUGCAGGCUAAAGACCAGGGCUCUCCGUCUCUGAGCAGCAACGCCACUGUCCACGUUUUUAUCCUGGACCAGAACGACAAUGCCCCCUCUGUUAUUUACCCCUCCCCCGCUGUUCUGGGGUCACUCUCUCAUCAGAGGAUGCCCCGUUCUGCUAAAGCUGGACAUCUGGUUACCAAGGUAACGGCCGUGGACGCAGACUCGGGCCAUAACGCCUGGAUCUCCUAUAAGUUGUCAGAGGCCACAGACGCCUCUCUGUUCACUGUCAGUCUUUACACAGGGGAGGUGAGGACUAAACGUGCUGUGUCCGAGCAGGACGACUCCUCUCAGAGGCUUCUCAUAGAGAUCAAGGACGACGGAGAACCGGUCCAGUCCGCCACGGUCACAGUGUCUGUUUUCCUUGAGGACGGACUUCAUGAGCCCAUUCUGGAUCUUAAACACAAAGUCAACGAGCCCAGCAAGAAAAGUGGGAGAAUCACCCUGUACUUGAUCCUCUCUCUGGCCGGGGUGUCCGUACUGUCUGUGCUGACUUUUCUCAUUUUAGCAGUUAAGUGUAUUAAGAACAGCAGGGACAGCGGUAGCUGCUGCAUGAGACGGAGCGACUGUGACGACUACAAGAACCCCAACAGAAACCUGCAGAUCCAGCUCAACACUGACGGACCUAUUAAAUAUGUGGAGGUCCUGGGAGGGGACAUGAUGUCUCAGAGCCAGUCCUUCAGGUCCUGUCUCUCUCCCAUGUCAGAGUACAGCGAUUUCACCCUGGUUAAGCCCAGCAGCACCACUGACUUUAAGGAGAUGAUCAGUGUUUUAGACGCGUCUUUGCCAGACAGCACCUGGACCUUUGAGAGCCAGCAGGUGAGCAGAGAAUAA